GGCCAAUCAUUCUGAGGGAGUUGAUGACAUACCCGACAUUUGUCUUCAUCACGCCGGUGCAUGCGGGCGAGAGCACACCCGAAACAGACGAACCCAAAGGCAAUGCAGCCUACAUGCAGCUGUACUUCGACUCUAUGAGCAUGCUACGGACAGUCUACGAACCUAUCGCCGACAAAGAAAGUGUUGUAACACAUAUGAUCUUCAAGGAAAUCAUUGCUGGAUUGCGAGUGGUAUGGAAUAGAAUACGGCGCUGUGUAGUUUUUUUAAUUUUGGUGGGUGGUUGA
This is a messenger RNA of Sphaeroforma arctica JP610, 284 nucleotides long. RefSeq lists its product as hypothetical. NCBI's taxonomy places the organism in Eukaryota, Ichthyosporea, Ichthyophonida. The record is from RefSeq and is a predicted model, not a curated record. The coding region runs from base 24 to 284 and encodes 86 amino acids. The transcript is spliced from 2 exons.